AUGAAUUUCCUUCUCUGGAUCCUAACCAGCUUCGUGCGCUGGAUUCGGUUGAAGAUUUAUCAGUAUGAGGUGACCUUUGCCAUCUACAUGUUGACGCCGACCGAAAAAUUCAUCUUCAACUCCCUCUUCCUGACCCUCAUUACCAUGAUCGCUGCCGGAAUCUACAUCUACCUCCCCGACCACCUCCGUUCGAUCUACGGCCACCUCUACUACUACUGGGCCGGCGAGCGACCCUUCAUCUCCAGCCGCCUGGGCUCCAUAAGCUCCGUCUUCGGUGAGAGUGCCACAGCCGGACUCGAAGUCGUCUACGAGACAGCCAAGAACGCCGCGGCCGCCACGACAACUCAGCACCGUCUUGCCGAAUUGUAA
This is a messenger RNA of Penicillium waksmanii, 369 nucleotides long. RefSeq names its product serine palmitoyltransferase small subunit family protein. The coding region runs from base 1 to 369 and encodes 122 amino acids. NCBI's taxonomy places the organism in Eukaryota, Fungi, Ascomycota, Eurotiomycetes, Eurotiales, Aspergillaceae. The record is from RefSeq and is a predicted model, not a curated record. The transcript is spliced from 2 exons.